CCCCUUGGUUUCAUUUCAGGACUCUUCCUGCUCUAGUGGUGGAUUCGGGACAAGAGUGAAUAUUAAUCGCCGCUUCGUCCCCCUUCCUAAGUUGGUGGAACCAAUUGACUCAUUUGAACUUCCUUCUGAAGCAGUGCGGCAGCGAGGAGAUGACAUCUCUUAUACAGAGUCAGAUCUGGUUUUUUCGUAUUGGUAUGUAUUUUUAUAUUGGUAUUGAUUUUUUCAUAGUUGUAUUGAUUUAUUGCCAUUAAUAGUGAUUAUUAUAUAAUGGUAUUGUUUUUUCGGUAGUGAGUUAUCAUAUUAGUAUUGGUUAAAUCUUGGUUAAUGAGUGGUAUAUAUUGUGGUAGUGGUAGUGUUUUGUGUAGGCUGCAAUGGUAGUGUUUUUAUAUUUUGGUAUUGAUUUCUUAUUUUUUUUAUAAUUGUAUUGGUAUUUUUUGAAAUGGUCGUGGUUGUCUAAUGGAUUGGUAUUGAUUAUUGUUUUAUCUUUGCAGUGGCAUUAGUUUGAUUAAACGAAAAAUAAAGAAAAUAUUGAGAAAAAGAAGAAAGAGAAAUUUGGUUGUAGAUUGCAAAAGUGAGAGAAAGAGAGAGAAAAAAAUUUAAUUAUUAUGUUUUUGUAACUUCUAAAAUGUAAUUUAAUCAAAAAAUAAUUUAAUAAAUAUUAUUUCUCAUACCCAAUUUGCCCUUUGUAAUCAUAGUGAGUACUACUUCCUAGUAAUCACUCUUACCGCUCCAAGCAUUACUCCUCGAAAAUCUCAGAUGAUAUAACUCUUUAUUUAAGCCAUAUGGCUUAUUAAUGUUGAUGGGAACUUGCGGUUAUAUUAUUAAUCAGAAAUUGUUGGUACAUCGUCCAACCGAAGUUGAUCAAUCAAUAUCAUAGGCGGUCUAUCAACCCACACAACAGGUGAGUUCCAAUGUGUUUCACACUCAGUCAUAAGAUGAGCAGCCGAAUUUGCUGUUCUUUUAACAUGUUGUAUUGAUCGAUUGUGCCCUGCAGCAAGCUUUUGUCGGAUACUGGUGCAUAUUCUCCCAAUCUCCAUUAGAGAUGAGCCCUCCUCUUGGAUCUUCUGUACCACUCAGAGACAAUCAGUCUCAAUAACUGGCUCCUGAAUCUGUAGUCGUUUCACCACGUUGAUCCCGAACUCAACUGCGCAUGCCUCCGCCAAUUCAGGAUCCCAUGAGCCAGGUAUUUUCUGGGCAGCUGCAAAAAUGAAUCUCCCAUAACAAUCACGACCCACUACUCCAAGACAAGCUCCACCAGACCCGCGUCUGUCAUGCCUUGUCGAGGUCAAAAUCACACCUCAGCAGCUGGGGCAGGACAGGGCUGUGUAGGCGUUCCCUGGUGCUCUUUGUAGUCAUGAAGAAAGGCUUCCGCACGCUGAGCAAUUUGAUCUUCUAGCACUUUUGACCCAUUAUGCAUUUGGGCAUUCCUUUCCUUCCAGAAAAACCAUAGCAAGACUAACCAUCUUUCAAUGUAUUCCUUCGGUGCUAAUUCAAGCACCCUCUUAACCCACUCCGCACAAUCCUCUGAACUGCGGCAUAAGAAAUACUUCGCCAAGUUCGUCGGGCGCCAAAUUCUGGUCGUCCACCCACAUUCACCAAACAGAUGAGAUUGCGUCUUCGGCAGGUCACUGAACGGGCAGCGAUCAUUCAUGUUCUCAUCUCGGCGGCAAUAAUUCGCUCCUGUGGGCAAUGGGAUCGGGAUAAUGUGUUGGGCUAUCUCCUCAGGUAAACAAGCCUGUACUUUCUCCAUGUCCCAAGUCUCCGUUUCUGUGGCAAUAAGAUCCCGAACUUUAGCAUCCACCGACAAAUGGGUUGGUGCUAACGGAACGAAGAACCUCGGGGUAGUUGGGAUCCAUUUACCACCCCAAAUGCGCACCGAGUCUCCAUUCCCAAUGACCCAUCUCAGUCCAGCCGACAAGAAUUCUUGCGCACUCAACAGCGACCGCCAAGCAAAACUCGGUCUUAGCCUGCUUCCACCUCUAGGAUCGUAGUUGACGGAUGGUACCGAGCUCUCAGCAUCCGCGCUAUGAGAGAUUGGGGCCGGUUAUGGGUGCUCCAGAGACGACUCCCUAGGAGGGUCGUAUUGAAACCUUGUAACUCCCUAAAACCCAGGCCACCUUCUUCUUUUGGACAAAACAGCUCCUCCCAUCUCACCCACGACAAUCUAUACUUCUCUCCCUUAGCACCCCACCAAAAAUUGUGUAUCAUUCUCUCAACCACUGACGUUACGCUUUCAAGGAUUCUGAAAAUCCCCAUAGCAUAAGUUAACUGCGCCAGCGCAACAGAUUUUAUCAGGACUGCCCGUGCCGCAACUGAAAGGGUUCGCUCCUUCCAGCCCUUCAAUUUCUUUCGAAUUCGAUCUGUUAACCCAUUAAAGGCUUCCUACAAAAUAUCCAAGAGCACUGCUCUUUCCUACAAAAAAGUAAAUCUUGAGGAGUGAG
Linum trigynum is the source of this 2441-nucleotide messenger RNA. Lineage: Eukaryota; Viridiplantae; Streptophyta; Magnoliopsida; Malpighiales; Linaceae. The record is from the annotation of a GenBank genome assembly.